Molecule: messenger RNA, 909 nt
Organism: Pelmatolapia mariae (spotted tilapia)
Lineage: Eukaryota; Metazoa; Chordata; Actinopteri; Cichliformes; Cichlidae
Product: carcinoembryonic antigen-related cell adhesion molecule 1-like
Exons: 6
Coding region: 1-909 (302 amino acids)
Source: RefSeq, a predicted model, not a curated record
AUGAUUCUGGUCAUGAUGAGGAGCUUCCUGACCAUGCAUGGAGGGUGGACCCAGCGUUUUAUAGAGGGAAAUGAUGUGGUCUCACCAGAUGAACCAACUAUGGCAGGACAUACAAGUGUGAACAUAAACGAGUCAGUCUCAAAUAUAUUGAUAACCACCAGCAAGACAGACUUGGUUGAGUUCAACAGUUCUGUCACUCUUGUCUGCUCUGCCUCUGGAUCUCCCACCUCUUUUCUCUGGUUGAACGGCAGCUCUGAGGUUACAGCAAGUGACAGAGUUCACUUCACUGAUGGAGGCUCCAAUCUGACUAUAAUCAAUGUGACCCGGUUUGACCAGGGGCCGUUCAGAUGUGUUGUGUCCAAUAUUCUCAGUAAUGGCACCAGUGAUCCACUGAAGCUCUCCAUCAGCUAUGGUCCUCAAAAUAUAAAAUUGAGAGUAAAUCCAUCAAAGGAAUAUUAUAAAGUAGGGUCAGACAUCUUCUUCAGUUGCAAAGCUGAUUCCAAACCUCCUGCAAGGUAUCACUGGCUUGUGAAUGGAGCCCUGGGGUUUACAGGUGGAAUAGGUUUUGGUGUGAUUGAUGCUCGUACGAGUCAGAGUGGAAACUACAGCUGUCAGGCCUUUAACAGCAGAACUCUGAGAUAUGAAACAUCUGAGCCUUUAUCCAUCACUAUAGUGGCUAUAGACCCAGUGGAAUCAUCAGGAUGUCUCAUCAGCGGAAUAGUAAUCGCAUGUUGUGUCAUCGUUGCUGCAGCUGUUGGUGGCGGCUACUACAUCUACAAGAGAAACUCCCUAAAGUACUUUUGGAGAAAAAUUCUCGGGAACCAAAUGAACUUCUCCAAGAACUUCUCCAUCAUCCUGAUCAUAGAGCCUCAAGGUGCUGAACUUCAACUGGACAGCAGUGCAUUGUGA